This is a messenger RNA of Alnus glutinosa, 3451 nucleotides long. RefSeq lists its product as uncharacterized. Gene Ontology annotation, cellular component: Golgi apparatus; endoplasmic reticulum. The transcript is spliced from 20 exons. Bases 365 to 3274 code for a protein of 969 amino acids. NCBI's taxonomy places the organism in Eukaryota, Viridiplantae, Streptophyta, Magnoliopsida, Fagales, Betulaceae. The record is from RefSeq and is a predicted model, not a curated record.
UUUAUUCACACUUUCCGUUGGAGGUGAGCGACGCCACGCCAAUCCGAUGCAAAAAAAGAGAGAUUCGCAUUCCACAAGUAGAACGACCCCAAAUUCCAAUCGUUUCGAAGAAGUUUGUCCCCUUUUAUUACGGCUCCCCCCCCUCUCUCUCUCUCUCGUUCGAAUCGAGUCAAAUUGGGAACUCAGGACUGCUAUGAACUUCCUCAGUACAAGCCAUAAGAAGGCAGCAACCUACCUUUUUUGCACAUAAUAUUGAGGUCUUUCCUUCUAUACUUCCCUGUGGAUGAUAAGUUGGAGUUGUCAACGCAGAGAGAUCUGUAGACUUAAAUACAUAUUGACUCCAUUUUGUGCAUAGCUAUCACCAAUGGGGUGGGGAAACAUCUACAGAAGACGCAUGAGAGUAUUCACAGUGGCUUUAGUAAUAUACCUAGAUUAUAAGGCUUUACAGCAAAGAGAGAAAUGGACUAGCAGAGCUAAGAAAUCUACUUUAUGGGAAAAAGCUCAUGAGCGCAAUGCUAAGCGUGUUCUCAGUUUGAUAAUACAGUUGGAAGGUUUGUGGGUGAAACUCGGACAGUAUUUAUCCACUCGUGCGGAUGUGCUUCCUGAGGCAUAUACAUGCCUUCUCAAGCAGCUACAGGACUCUCUUCCUGCACGUCCCUUGCAAGAGGUUUGUAGGACUAUAGAGAAAGAGUUGGGGGAAUCAAUGAAUGAUCUGUUCUCAGAUUUUGUUAAAACUCCUUUGGCAACAGCAUCAAUAGCACAAGUCCAUCGUGCAACUCUGCUUAACGGGCAGGAAGUGGUUGUUAAAGUUCAGCAUGAGGGCAUCAAGAGAAUCAUAUUGGAGGACUUGAAGAAUGCAAAGUCAAUUGUUGACUGGAUAGCUUGGGCAGAGCCACAGUACGACUUUAGUCCUAUGAUAAAUGAAUGGUGCAAAGAAGCUCCCAAAGAACUUGACUUCAAUCGGGAAGCUGAAAAUACUCGUGCAGUAUCUAGAAAUCUUGGCUGCAAAAAUAGUAGACAUGAUGAUAACACGAAUGCCAAUCAAGUGGAUGUUUUAAUUCCAGAAGUUAUUGAGUCAACAGAGAAAGUCCUUAUUUUAGAGUACAUGGAUGGCAUUCGUUUGAAUGACUUGGAGUCACUGGAAGCUUUUGGUGUUGACAAGCAAAAGCUUGUAGAAGAAAUUACACGUGCAUAUGCCCACCAAAUUUAUGUUGAUGGAUUUUUUAAUGGUGACCCUCAUCCUGGAAAUUUUCUUGUGAGCAAGGAGCCUCCUCAUCGUCCAAUUUUGCUCGACUUUGGGCUUACGAAAGCUCUAUCAAGCUCUAUCAAGCAAGCACUGGCAAAGAUGUUUCUGGCAUCUGCAGAGGGGGACCACGUGGCACUUUUGUCUGCUUUCGCAGAAAUGGGACUUAAGUUGCGGCUGGACAUGCCAGAACAGGCAAUGGAGGUAACAACUGUAUUCUUUCGUACUUCGACGCCAGCAAGAGAAUCUCUUGAAACCAUGAAAUCAUUGUCAGAGCAAAGAACAAAAAACAUGAAGGUUAUACAAGAAAAGAUGAAACUCAACCAAAAAGAGGUUAAACGCUUUAAUCCUGUUGAUGCAUUUCCUGGGGAUAUCGUAAUCUUUUCACGGGUCCUUAAUCUUCUAAGAGGGCUUUCUGCUACGAUGAAUGUUAGCAUCGUAUAUCUAGAUAUCAUGAGGCCAUUUGCAGAAUCAGUUUUGAAAGGAAAUAUUAAUAGGGGACCUGCAGUUAAUGAUCGGUGGAUGUAUGACACACCUGUGCAUUCUGAUGUGGAGGCCAAGUUAAGGCAGCUCCUAGUUGAGCUGGGGAAUGGUGAUAAAAUACUUGGAAUCCAGGUAUGUGCCUACAAAGAUGGAGAGGUUAUCAUUGACACUGCUGCUGGAGUGCUUGGUAGAUAUGAUCCUCGUCCAGUCCAGCCUGAUAGCCUUUUUCCAGUUUUUUCUGUGACAAAGGGCAUCACAGCGGGAAUGUUACAUUGGCUGGUCGACAAUGAGAAGCUGGAGCUCGAGGAAAAUGUAUCAAGUAUUUGGCGAGAAUUUGGAUCAAAUAGGAAAGAUCUCAUCAAGGUCCAUCAUGUGCUUAACCAUACAUCUGGUCUUCACAAUGCUUUAGCCGACAUUACUAGAGAAAAUCCUCUACUAAUGUCAGACUGGGAUGAAUGUUUGAAUCGUAUUGCUAUGUCAGUACCUGAAACCGAACCUGGCCAGCAGCAAUUGUAUCACUAUCUGUCUUUUGGCUGGUUAUGUGGUGGCAUUAUUGAGCAUGCAUCUGGGAAAAAAUUCCAGGAGAUUCUUGAGGAAGCGUUCAUUCAUCCGCUCCAAAUUGAAGGCGAGCUAUAUAUUGGAAUUCCUCCAGGUGUGGAAUCUCGACUUGCAACACUCACACCAGAUACGGAUGAUCUGCAAAAGCUCUCAGGGAUCAGCAGUCGUCCUGACAUGCCCUCCACAUUCGAUAUUUCCAAAAUGGCAACCACCCUGCCCUCUCUAUUUAACAUGCUCAACGUUCGUCGUGCCAUCUUACCUGCUGCUAAUGGACAUUGCUCAGCCCGUGCUCUUGCACGUUACUAUGCAGCCCUAGCUGAUGCUGGUGUGGUUCCGCAACCUCAUUCCUCUUCUUCCAAGCCUCCACUUGGCAGCCAUCCCCAUAUCCCCAAAUUUUCUUCUGAAAAUGCCUUGAAAAAGCAAAAAGGUAGCAAAACUAAGGAGCAACCUGCUGCUUCAAUGAAGAGAGCUAAUGAAUAUGAGCAGAAACCGGAUUACAAUGAUGUUAGCCAUAUUAGCAAUGCCAACAGCAAUGGUUGUACGAGGCUUGUCGAUGAUAGUAGUAGUAGCAAUAGCAAUAGUAUCAGUGUGACUGACAGAAUUGAAAAUAGUAAUCUUCAAAAGGGUACUGCAAGUAGAAUUUUUAGCAACCCUAGAAUUCAUGAUGUAUUCUUGGGUGUUGGUGAAUAUGAGAACUUGGUUUUGCCAAAUGGGAAAUUCGGCUUAGGGUUUAGGAGGUUUAAUUCAAAGGAAGGGUCCCUUAUUGGCUUUGGGCAUUCAGGAAUGGGCGGAUCAACAGGCUUUGCUGACAUGAAUAAUAGGUUUGCUAUUGCUGUGACUCUGAACAAAAUGUCUUUUGGCGGUGUAACUGGAAAAAUCAUCCAGUUAGUUUGUUCGGAGUUGAAUAUCCCAGUGCCGGAGGAAUUCUCGAGAUUCGGUGAGAGCGGACCCGAUGCACAGCUAAAUAUUGGGAGACCUUUGAUUAAUUAAGGAUGAGAAAACUUUUUCCCAAUAUAUAUAUAUUUAUCUUCACAUUCAAACUGAUCUGGAAAGGUUUUUCCUGCCCAUUGCUACUCCAAAGGAAAUUGUAGAUGUCACAGUUCUUAAUUGAUACAAUAUAUACAUAUAUACACUGGAUUCAAGAAAAUGAAAAGAAUGUGUACAUCA